CUCAAACGUUCCGGCGCGCACGCACACGACGAUAUAACAAUAAUAAUAAUAAUAAUAACGAAUUCUCGUCCAAACUGAAAUAAUAUUAUACCUAUCUCGUUCAGUGUUUGAUCCGUAGCGUGCGCGAUGAUAAUAUUAUAAUAUUAUCGUACACGAACGAGUGAUGUGCGAGGCGCUGCAGUGCGCGUACAGAAUCAUCGCCAACGUCGCUCUCCCGCCCGGCGGUCUCUCGCGCGUUCGACACGUCGUUUUUUACCGUUCUCAAUUAUUAUAAACGAGAACCGGCUCGGCCGCCGACCGGACGCGAUGGACGGCCCCGUCGACACCGCCGAAAGCGGCUGCUGCUGAGCGCGGCGGCGGUGCGAUAUCGGCCGAGGACCGACCGCCAGACGGACUGCGUCCGCGUCGGUGCCACUCUGCGGAUCCGACGACCGGCCACGAUGGAAGCGCUGGCCGUGGUCGCGGUCUUGCUGCUCGUGCUGAGGACGGACGGCCGAGUGCAGGGCCCGGCCGGCAACGUGGACAUCGGUCGCGGCGUGGACGUGCUCCAGCGGUUCGGCAUCAUCGGCGAUGUGCUGUACGGCGACGUGUCCAGCACCAAGGAGAUGGUCACGCACGACAUAAUCGAAGGCGCCGACCGUUAUGCUGAAGUUUUAAAUGUGACAAAAAAUCAUACGAAUUUACUGAAUAUCACGUUUUGUCCCGAUUUGGACUGCCUAUUUGAUGUAUAUUUUGAUGGAUUUCAAGUCGAUCUAGCCGAUAAACCAUGGAAAUUGUUGACUACAAGUAGAUCACGACACAUGAUAUCCGAACGUUUUGGUGUUCCUGAUAUAGCAAUGGGAUUCGGACAAAAAUUCGUUAUUGUGUCAUAUAAGCGACCAGUGAAACGAAUUAAAACAUUUGACAAUUUUACACAAUUGGCAGAACUAAAAUCAUCAAUAUCUGAAAAAUUUAAAUGUAUGUCCAUUGGCAUAGAAUCAAUGGUGACUGAUUUUAUUACGGAGCACGGAUCACAUUAUAUUGAUGAAUACACUUUAGGAGAUACUGUUUUUCAGGUUUUGGUAUAUCUGCCUGUGUUUUACAACAAGUUCUACAAGUGCGUGCUCAACAAUUGUUCGGAAUCGGACACGGCCUUGCUUCUGUCGCCGGUGUACACCGAAUAUCAGGGACAGGUGCUGAGUGUCGGAUCGGACGCGGUGGAGAAAUGGGUCGACACCAAUCUUCAGGUCGAAUCCAAGCACGGUCACACGUACGUCAGCCUGUACGCGCUUAAGAACCGGCCGGAGUUGUGCAACGAGAUCGUCGCGCUCAUGGACGAUCAGUCGGUGGUCGGGCUGCACCUAAAGACCAUGUCCACGUUCAUCCCGGAACCGGUAAAGCGAAAAUGGUUCACCGAGGUGCUGGAUAAUCAUGUAAAACUUCGCGAAGUCAACCUCUGACCUGCCCGGCAACGAAGCAGGAAUACCCUAUUUGUAUAUAUUUAUAAUAGGCAUAUAAUAUUAUAGAUUGUAUCCAACGACUGUUAAAAAUCAGCAUUAGGUCAAAAGUGUAAAUUGUACCUGUGGAUAUCAUAAUAUUAUAUGAUAAAUAAUAAUAAGUAUAAAAUUACUGUUGCACAUCUAUGGUCGGCAGAAGAUCGUCAAUAAUACCUACGUGAACAAAAAAAAUAAUGAUUAUUUAUUAUUUGCUAGCGUAUAAUAUAAUAAUAUAAUAAAAUUGUAUAUAACUUUAUUUACAUUGUUCAGUGUUUAUUUAAAAAUAACACUAAGUAAUUGUUAUCGAAAUUCGAAUUCAAUUGUUAUUGAAAUUCAAUAAUUAUUUUGUUUUGUGUAGUAUAAUUUGUAUUACUUUUAAUUUUGUAUGAUACUCGUAAAUCAUAAUGUAAACUUGUACAUAGUACCUAUUACUUAGAAUACAUAUUACAUAUAUUACAUAAAUAAAUGCAAAUAUAUAUAAAUACAUGUAAUAUAAUGUUACUGUUACUUCAA
Messenger RNA from Aphis gossypii (cotton aphid), 1988 nucleotides. RefSeq names its product torso-like protein. The transcript is spliced from 3 exons. Bases 441 to 1439 code for a protein of 332 amino acids. The record is from RefSeq and is a predicted model, not a curated record. NCBI's taxonomy places the organism in Eukaryota, Metazoa, Arthropoda, Insecta, Hemiptera, Aphididae.